AUGAAAGCAGUCACUCGUUUACCAGCACUCCUGCUACUCAUGGGUAGCACUGUGUACGGCCAUCCUCAAGGCCGUGACUAUAGUCCACAGCAUGCCCACGAGGCCAGAGGCUCCCUUGCCGUUGCAGCUACCAACGGGUCCUCCAAUCCGCUUAUCUUCUAUGGCCGCUUCAUUUCCACUCCCGACCCAUCGACCUUGUCGAUACAACCCAACAUGGCCAUCCUCGUUACGACGAACGAUGGACGUGGAGUCAUCGCCGCGACAGCUCAGAAUGUCAGUCGACCUGAGGACGCAGCAGCAGCCCUCGGUGUCUCCACAUCCACUCAGAUCAUCACUCCGACCACCGAUAACAGCUUCUUCUUCCCUGGCUUCAUCGACACCCACAUCCACGCGCCUCAGUAUCCCAAUCUCGGUCUCUUCGCUGGAACUCUGCUCGACUGGCUCCAGAAAUACACCUUUCCCAUGGAGUCAUCGCUCAGCACUCUCAAAUCGCCACAAUAUGCCAACUGGACCGGAUCAAGCCCACCAAAUCCGUACGAACGCGCUCGGCGCGUGUACAACCGUGUCAUCGACUCAACUCUGAGCUUCGGCACAACUACUUGCGCCUACUACGCCACAAUUGACGUCCCCGCAACGAACCUGCUCGCUGAUCUGGCGUAUCAGAAGGGCCAGCGUGCACUGAUUGGCCGCACUUGCAUGGACAACCAACAGUACAACCCAGACUACUACCGCGACGAAUCGACCGAAGCAGCUAUCAACGCAACGUGGGCAGUAAUCAAUCAUGUUCAGGCGCUUGAUCCAAGCGGCGACCUGGUAGCACCAAUUAUCACUCCUCGCUUUGCACCUGCUUGCACCAACGAAUCCAUGAGCGCACUAGGCAAGAUCGCGGCCGAGAAGAACCUUCCCACCCAGAUGCAUAUUGAUGAAAACGUCCGCGAGGUUGCCCUGGUCGCGCAGAUGUAUCCUGAGCAAGACUCCUACGCCGCGACAUACGACGCUCAUGGCCUGCUCACCAACCGCACGAUCCUCGCGCACGCCGUGCACGUCACGGAUGCCGAGAUAGCACUCAUUGCUGCGAGGGGCUCAGGCGUCAGUCACUGUCCGGAUAGCAAUAGUGCACUUGGUUCCGGCAUUGCACCAGUACGAAAGAUGCGGGACGCUGGAAUCGCAGUUGGUCUCGGCACAGACGCAGCUGGUGGUUUCAGCCCGAGUCUGCUCGAUAAUGUCCGACAAGCGUUCCUUGUCAGUCAGUUGUUGUCUUUCCAAGAGGGUCAGAAUAGCAGCUUGAUCAUACCUGUGGCAGAGGCGUUAUACCUGGGCACGAUGGGCGGUGCCAAGGUCGUUGGUAUGGAGGGGCGCCUUGGUGGGUUCCAGAAGGGGAUGCUGUUUGAUGCACAGGAGAUCACGCUGGGGAGUGAUGCUGAUGAGGUUGGCGAUGUGGAUAUCUUUGGCUGGGAGAACUGGUCGGACAGGGUGAUGAAGUGGGUGUGGGGAGGAAAUGCGGAUAAUGUUAGCAGAGUAUGGGUGGGUGGUAGACUGGUUUCAUCAAAAGUAGUCUAG
Messenger RNA from Cyphellophora attinorum, 1560 nucleotides. RefSeq names its product putative guanine deaminase. The transcript has a single exon. Gene Ontology annotation, cellular component: cytosol. Gene Ontology annotation, molecular function: guanine deaminase activity; zinc ion binding. The record is from RefSeq and is a predicted model, not a curated record. Lineage: Eukaryota; Fungi; Ascomycota; Eurotiomycetes; Chaetothyriales; Cyphellophoraceae. Bases 1 to 1560 code for a protein of 519 amino acids. Gene Ontology annotation, biological process: guanine metabolic process.